Messenger RNA from Guillardia theta CCMP2712, 1011 nucleotides. RefSeq lists its product as hypothetical. Gene Ontology annotation, cellular component: nucleus; cytoplasm. The annotation marks the transcript as partial. Gene Ontology annotation, biological process: protein phosphorylation; intracellular signal transduction. The record is from RefSeq and is a predicted model, not a curated record. Gene Ontology annotation, molecular function: ATP binding; MAP kinase activity. The transcript has 4 exons. NCBI's taxonomy places the organism in Eukaryota, Cryptophyceae, Pyrenomonadales, Geminigeraceae.
ACGUUUGACCUGAGCAGCCGCUACAAGAUCAGUGGGAAGGUCGGGAAAGGAGCGUUUGCUUCCGUCAUGUGCGCCAAGGACACGAUCCUUGAUAAAGUCGUGGCCAUCAAGUGCGCAGCAGACGCGAUUCCUGAUCAUCAUGCAUAUCAUCGUCUCGCGCGUGAGGUCGGACUCUUGCGACAGCUCCGAGGGCACUCCAACAUCAUCUCAAUCUCCAACUCCAUCAUCCGACACCGCGAGGUCUUCGACCAAACCUUGCAGAGCAAGCGGAACGUGACAGACGUGUACCUCAUCACUGACCUCAUGAUGGCGGACCUGUCGAAGCUCAUGGACUCUGAUUGCGUCUUCACUAACGAGCAGGUGCGAUGUAUCAUGUUUCAGUUCCUGCGAGCUCUUGCUCACCUUCACCACUGUGAGAUCAUUCAUCGCGACAUCAAACCCUCCAACCUCCUCCUCGAUCGCUUGUGGCACCUCAAGAUCUGUGACCUCGGCAUAGCCCGCGAGGCCAUGAUUAGCGCGAGCAGGGAGAGGAUGGAGGACUUUGACAUCCACUUCACGGACUACGUGGUGACGAGACCCUACCGGGCGCCGGAGCUCCUCAUGGGCAGCAAGAACUACACCAGUGCCGUCGACAUGUGGGCUGCUGGCUGCAUCCUCGCGGAGCUCAUUGCCGGGCAGAUGGAGAUUGAUCAAGCGCCCAUGACGAGGAAUACAAGCGCCGGCAUGAUUCGCCUGCCCUUGUUCCCCGGCUUCGACCACCGUGAUAUGGUGCAGAGAAUAAUUCAUGCGCUAGGACAUCCUUCGGACGAGGUGGGAGCGGGAGGAGGCGGCUUAAGGCUCAUGGCAAGCAAGCCUACCGCUACUGUGACCUUGAGACCAAGAAGGAGUUUCACGGAGGCUAUUUUUCCUUGGGGGGAUGAUGACGCGGUGGACCUCAUGGAGAAGCUGCUCGUUUACGAUCCCGAGCAGCGACUGACGGCCGAGGAAGCGCUCGAGCACCCGUACUUCAAG